This is a messenger RNA of Bipolaris maydis ATCC 48331, 807 nucleotides long. Its product is annotated as glycoside hydrolase. Gene Ontology annotation, cellular component: fungal-type cell wall. The record is from RefSeq and is a predicted model, not a curated record. Gene Ontology annotation, biological process: fungal-type cell wall polysaccharide metabolic process. NCBI's taxonomy places the organism in Eukaryota, Fungi, Ascomycota, Dothideomycetes, Pleosporales, Pleosporaceae.
AUGACCCACUCGACCAACCUAACCACCCGCUCCCCCCCUCAAAUUCCCACCCACGAGCGCCGCGGCAUUGCCUACAACAACGCCAAACUACUCUCCCUCUUCGCCCAACCCGGCUCACACAUCACCUGGCGCUAUAACUGGGACUCGUCGACCGCUUCAUCCCCAACGACAUUCGACUUCACGCCCAUGCUGCACUCUGUGCGGUCCGACCACACAAAAGUCUGGAAGACCAACGCCGAAGCCGUCGUACAGAAGAACUGGGAGCAGGGACGAGCAACGUGGGUCUUGGGGUUUAAUGAGCCGGAUAAUUGCAUACCCAACACGGGCGGUUCCUGCAUCGACGUCGCAACUGCCGUCGCAGCGUGGAAACAGUACCUGCAGCCGCUUGCAGCGUCCAGUCGCAAUGUCUAUCUCGGAUCUCCAGCUGUUACAAAUGCGAGAGCGACGGAUACCGCGGGGUUGGGGUGGUUGGCGCGGUUUCUGCACGACUGUGCUGGGUGCAGUGUUGAUUUUGUCAAUAUUCACUGGUACGGCGUCGCCAACGUGCAGUCCUUCAAAGCCCAUAUCGAUGCGACAAGAAAGGUAGCGCAGGGCCGGCCGAUUUGGAUUACAGAGUUCAAGCCCGAGGGGACGGUGGAACAGAUUCGCCGGUUUCUAGAGGAGGUGAUGCCUUGGAUGGAUGAGAGUCCGGAUGUGCAUCGGUAUGCGUAUUUCAUGGCUACGCCGGGCGAGGGAUUCUUAGUUGAUGGAAAUGGUGGAGCGUUGAGUGAGAUUGGGAGGACGUUUGCUUUCUUCCAUCGGCACUGA